CAGUCGAGCUUCGUGGCAACAAAGUCAGCGGUCGAAAUGUUGAAAAUGUCUUUGACCAGUGUGUUUUUGGGUUUUCUCUGCUUUUUGGCAUCGGCGAAUGCCGGUGGCGAGACAUUAGUCUUGCUGGAUAAUCUAGCCAUCCGAGAGACACAUUCAAUGUUCUUCAAAUCCCUGCAAGAACGAGGUUAUACACUGACAUUCAAGUUAGCCGAUGAUGCGAACCUCGUUUUAUCAAAAUAUGGUGAAUAUUUAUACUCGCAUUUGAUAAUAUUUGCACCAUCGGUCGAAGAAUUUGGUGGAGCUCUCAGUGUUGACGCUGUGACCGAGUUCAUUGAUGGAGGAGGAAAUGUCCUAGUCGCUGGUUCUUCUCAGUCAGGAGACGUACUCCGCGAAUUAGCCUCGGAAUGCGGAUUUGAAGUAGAUGAGGAGGGGGCUGCUGUCAUAGACCACAUGAACUAUGAUGUAUCUGAUUUGGGUCAGCACACAACUAUUGUAGCGGAAACAGAAAACCUAAUUAAUGCUCCAGUGAUCAUCGGAGACAAAAACAUUCCUCCCCUACUUUACCAAGGAACCGGACUUGUUGCUGAUACUGAAAACCCGCUAGUCCUCCAGUUGCUGACUGCGUCUAGUUCCGCUUAUUCGUACAACCCAGAUCAACCGGUCAAAGAAUAUCCUCAUGCUGUUGGAAAAAAUACUCUCUUAAUUGCUGCUCUCCAGGCACGAAAUAAUGCUAGAGUGUUAUUCUCUGGAUCACUUUUCUUCUUUAGUGACGAAGCUUUCACUAGCUCUGUUCAAAAAGCUCAAGGAGGUCAGAAGUACGAGAAAUCUGGAAACGAAGCAGUUGCUAAAGCUAUGUCUAAAUGGGUGUUUAAAGAGAGCGGUGUGAUUCGUGCCUCUUCUGUAAGUCAUAAGAAGUCAGGUGAGAAAGAACCACCUGCAGCUUACACUGUGAUGGACGACGUCGUGUAUACCAUUACAAUAGAACAACUAGCUGGGGACAAAUGGAUUCCGUAUGAAGCUGAUGAUUUGCAGUUGGAAUUUGUCAGGAUAGAUCCUUUCGUUCGUACAAAAUUGCAGAAACUGGAUAAUGGCCGUUACGAAGCGAGAUUCAAGAUUCCAGACGUCUAUGGAGUCUAUCAGUUCAAAGUCGAUUAUAACCGCAUUGGGAUAACUCACCUGUACAGUACAACACAGGUCUCUGUCCGCCCCCUACAACAUACGCAGUAUGAGCGAUUCAUACCUAGUGCAUUCCCCUAUUAUGUAAGCGCAUUCUCUAUGAUGGGAGGCGUAUUUUUAUUCUCCUUUGUUUUCCUGCAUUACAAAGAAGACGUCAAAUCGAAAGCAGAGUAGUAGUAGCAGCUUCGAUUACCACAGACUCUCUGAGAACUACAUGUUUUAAAUUAUAUUUAUUUCAAGCACCGUGUAACAAAUCUCGACUGCAAUGUACCGAACACAUGAAGUUUUCUCUGUAAAAUAUCUUGAUAAAUCUUGAGUUUGUUACUGUAGCCCGAUAAAUUUCAUUGGAAUGUAUUCUGCAAUUAAUUCAAUAUUAAGUUUAGCUGUAAGAAAAUAGCUUCACAUUUGUGACAGUUUUACCAUUGGUAAUAAUGCUAAGAGUAUACAGAGUUGAUAGAGAACAAUAAAAUUUCGAAAAUUUUA
Neodiprion fabricii is the source of this 1659-nucleotide messenger RNA. It is a transcript of the gene Ost48, whose product is annotated as dolichyl-diphosphooligosaccharide--protein glycosyltransferase 48 kDa subunit. Gene Ontology annotation, cellular component: oligosaccharyltransferase complex; endoplasmic reticulum membrane. The transcript is spliced from 3 exons. Lineage: Eukaryota; Metazoa; Arthropoda; Insecta; Hymenoptera; Diprionidae. Bases 37 to 1350 code for a protein of 437 amino acids. The record is from RefSeq and is a predicted model, not a curated record.